This is a messenger RNA of Paramecium sonneborni, 1198 nucleotides long. The record is from the annotation of a GenBank genome assembly. NCBI's taxonomy places the organism in Eukaryota, Ciliophora, Oligohymenophorea, Peniculida, Parameciidae.
AUGGGAAAAAAGACUUUGUUGAUUCUCACUUUUAUUAGUUAUGCUUAAAUGCAUGCAGCCAGUACUUUGUGGUCAUAUAUGCAAAAAUAUUUGACUAUUGAAAAUUACGACAAAAAUAAAAUGGGUUAAGCAUAUUUGACCUUCUUAUUAACAUAUGGUAUAGGUAUGAAUACUAUUGGUCCAAUGUGUUGUAAAAAUAGUUUAAAACACUCAAUUGGUAUUAGCUGUAUGGCAGUAGGCAUGUUAUUUGCAAUUCUUGGAAUAUUGCAAGAGUUUCAACUCUUAACUUUGUAAAUUGAAAAUUUUAAUGAAUAGUCCUCUGGUCAUAGUAUUGAUGGCUGUUAAUGGUUUAAUUAUAUCUGCUUGUUAUCCUGCUUGUGUAAAUGUAUUGGGAAAUUGGUUUAAAAAUCAUAAAGUAGGGUUGAUUUUGGGAUUAUGGUCAGGAUGUGUAAAUGCAGGCGAUAUUUAUGGAUUAAUAAUUGGUGAUAUUGUUAUCUAAAGAUUUGAAAUACCUGUUUAUUAGAAGUUAAAUUUAAGGAAUCAAUGAAUCGGAAUCUACUCCUCUAAUAUUAAAAUAGAAGAAUAAAAAUUUAAAUAUUCUAUCAGCUUGGUUAGUUCCAGGAGUUGCUAUUUAUGCAGUUGGUUAUGCAUGCCUAAAAGGACCUUUCAUGGAUUUUUAGAUUGGCUACCAUUUUAUUUUUAGUAAAAGGGAGAGAGACUUGAAAACCAUUCUUCUUACAUUUCUUAAAUGUUUGAUGUUGGUUGUUAUAUUGGAGGAAUAUUUUUAGGAUAUUUAGGAGAUAAAUAUAAAAGACGUGCUUGUUAUUUUGUGCCAAGUUUAUUAUUGGCUAUGAGUUCUAUGUUAGUAAUAAGAUUUUGUUUGGAUUUAAUUGUCUGGCCUUAUUAUCUUUUUAUUUUAGCUAUUGGUAUCUUUUAAGGAGGACCAUAUAAUAAUAUUUCAGGUGUCAUUUCGAUCGAACUAACUAAAUAGUUUGAAAAUGAUAAAACAGCUAUAUCAACUUUAUCAUCUUUAAUUGAAAGUACGGGAACUCUUACAGCUGCUAUGUUUUAGGUAAUCAUUCCAAGAAUUGGUGAUGAACAUUUAUUUACAUUCUUAUGUCUUAUAACAUUAUUAGCAGAAUUAGUUUGUUGUGUUCUUUUAUUUAAAGAACUUAAAACUAAAAAAAGAUCUAAAUGA